AUAGAUAUAGCUAUAAUAUAUGUCUAUCUUCCAUGUGUCAUUCUCUCUCUCUUAAACCUUUGUCUUUGCAGAUACAUAUCCAUUUUUGUCGUUGCAUGUUCUAUGUAGUGCAUCAAUCAGUAGAAGAUGCAACCGGUUUGGUUAUACCGGGAUGACCUCACAAGUCAAAUUUAAGAUAUUCAAUCCUUGUCCAAACAAUCACGGUAUUUGUCCUAAGUAACAUAAAUUCCUGCUAAUGAUUUGACUUUGCAGCAUGUCAUGUGAACACACACUGUCACAAAUAUGGGUCAUGUCUUUUGCGAUUACUAUCAUUUAUCAGGGAGUAAUGGAACAUUGUAUUGUAUAUAAAGGCUUCAUUCAAUUAAGCUUUUAGACAAAAAUUGCAACUCGUUAUUCUCUAGUAUAUUCCAUAGUGAUGUUAUUUCUAAAGAUUAGUUUGACUAUAGUCAUAGUCUUCUCCCUUGCAUCCUUAGCUUCAUAUGCUGAAACAAAGGUGGAUGUUGAAAUUGAAGCUUUGAAAGCUUUCAAAAACUCCAUCACCCAUGACCCAAAUGGGGCUCUUGCAGAUUGGGUUGACAGACACCCUCAUUGCAACUGGUCUGGCAUUGCAUGUGACUCAUCUUUAAAUCACGUCACUUCAAUUUCUCUGGUUAGUCUUCAGCUCCAAGGGGUGAUUUCACCAUUCCUUGGAAACAUUUCAGGCCUUCAGAUUCUUGAUUUAACUUCAAAUUCAUUCACUGGUCACAUUCCUCCUCAGCUAAGUUUUUGCACUCAACUUUCUCAACUAAUUUUUUUUGACAAUUCUCUCUCAGGCACAAUCCCACCUGAACUAGGAAACCUCAAAAAACUGCAGUACUUGGAUUUAGGUAAUAACGGCUUGAAUGGAAGCCUCCCUGACAGCAUAUUCAACUGCACUUCUUUGUUGGGUAUUGCUUUUAAUUCCAACAACCUCACUGGCAUAAUCCCAUCAAACAUAGGGAAUCUAGUUAAUGUUACACAGAUUGUAGGAUUUGGAAAUAACUUGGUGGGGUCUAUACCUCUUUCCAUAGGUCAGUUGGGAGCUUUGCAAUCUAUUGAUUUUAGCCAAAACAAGUUAUCAGGUGUAAUACCUCAAGAGAUUGGAAAUCUCACAAAUUUAGUAUACCUUCUAUUGUUUCAAAAUUCCAUGACUGGGAAAAUCCCUUCUGAGAUUGCCAAGUGUAGCCAACUUUUGCACCUUGAUUUAUAUAAAAAUGAGUUUAUUGGUAGUAUUCCUCCAGAGCUAGGAAGUUUAGUUCAGUUAGAGACAUUGAGGUUAUAUCACAAUAACUUGAAUUCCACGAUUCCAUCUUCCAUAUUCCAGUUGAAAUCACUAACACAUUUAGAACUCUCAGAGAAUAACUUAGAGGGAACAAUAUCUUCUGAGAUUGGAUAUCUGAGUUCCUUACAAUAUCUAACCCUGCAUGUAAAUAAGUUUACUGGGAAGAUCCCUUCAUCAAUAACAAAGCUGACAAACUUGACAUAUCUGUCAAUGAGCCAGAAUCUCCUUUCAGGUGAACUUCCUUCAAACUUGGGUGUGUUUCAAAAUUUGAAGUUUCUUGUUUUGAGCUCCAACUUUUUUCAUGGAUCCAUUCCCCCUAGCAUUGCCAAUUGUACUAGUCUGGUAAAUGUGAGUUUAUCUUUAAAUGCUUUAACUGGGAAAAUUCCUGAGGGAUUUUCAAGGAUGCCCAAUCUUACUUUCCUGUCUCUUGCAUCCAAUAAAAUGACGGGGGAAAUCCCAGAUGACCUCUACAACUGCUCAAAUCUUAGAAGUCUAAGUUUGGCAGAGAACAACUUCAGUGGAUUGAUAAAAUCUGGUAUCAAGAACCUGUCCAAACUCCUACGUUUGCUGCUGAAUGUGAAUUCUUUCAUGGGACCAAUUCCACCAGAGAUUGGAAACUUGAAUCAACUCAUCACUUUAUCACUUUCUGAGAAUAAGUUUUCAGGUCAAAUUCCACCUGAACUAUCCAAACUUUCUCUCCUUCAAGGGCUAUCUCUCCAUGAAAAUGAAUUAGAAGGAACCAUACCUGAUAAACUCUCGGAAUUACAACAACUAACCAAACUUUUGCUGCAUCAAAACAAGUUGGUUGGUCAAAUACCCGAUUCUAUCUCAAAGCUUGAGAUGCUUUCAUACUUAGACCUUCAUGGCAACAAACUUAAUGGGUCCAUUCCAAGGAGCAUGGGGAAGCUUAAUCAGCUUUUAGUCUUGGAUCUCUCUCACAACCAAUUCAUAGGAUCAAUUCCUGGAGAUGUCAUUGCAGACUUCAAAGAUAUGCAGAUGUAUCUUAACCUUUCUUACAACCACUUUGAUGGAGAUGUUCCAACUGAGUUGGGCAUGUUGGAAAUAGUACAAGCCAUUGAUAUUUCAAACAAUAAUCUUUCAGGUUUCAUUCCCAAAACACUUACUGAGUGCAGAAAUUUGUUCAAUCUUGAUUUUUCAGCAAACAAUAUUUCAGGUCCUAUUCCUGCAGAAGCUUUUAGUCACAUGAGCUUGAUUGAAAGCUUAAACCUCUCAAGAAAUCAUUUAGAAGGUGAAAUCCCUGCAAUAUUGGCAGAGCUUGAUCAUCUUAGUUCCCUUGAUCUUUCUCAGAAUGACUUGAAGGGAACUAUUCCUGAGGGCUUUGCCAAUCUUUCCAAUCUGGUACAUCUCAACCUUUCCUUCAAUCAACUUGAAGGUCCUGUACCUAAGACAGGAUUAUUUGCACACAUUAAUGCAUCUAGUAUGAUGGGAAACCAGGAUCUUUGUGGGGCAAAAUUCCUACAGCCAUGCAGAGAGACAAAACAUUCACUAUCCAAGAAGAGCAUAUCUAUUAUUGCUGCACUUGGAUCUUUCGCUAUACUUCUAUUUCUGGUGUUAGUGAUUCUAAUUCUCAAUCGAGGUACCAAACUCUGCAAAUCUAAAGAAUGUGACAUUGGUGUGAAUCAUGAACCAGACUACAGUUCAGCAUUAGCUCUUAAAAGGUUCAAUCCAAAAGACUUGGAAAAUGCCACAGGUUUUUUCAGUUCAGACAACAUCAUUGGCGCUAGCAGUUUGAGCACAGUUUACAAGGGUCAAUUUGAAGAUGGCCAAAUUGUAGCCAUAAAAAAAUUGAAUUUGAACCAAUUCUCUGCAAAUACUGACAAGAUCUUCAAGCGAGAAGCCAACACCUUAAGCCAGCUGAGACAUAGGAAUUUGGUCAAGGUACUUGGAUAUGCCUGGGAAAGUGGGAAAAUGAAGGCUUUAGUUCUAGAGUACAUGGAGAAUGGGAAUUUGGAUAGCAUCAUACAUGGCAAAGCGAUAGAUCAGCGUGUGACCUCUGAGUGGACAUUAUCUGAAAGACUCCGAGUUUUCAUUUCUAUUGCUAGUGGAUUGGAUUACUUGCACUCUGGUUAUGAUUUUCCCAUUGUACACUGUGAUUUAAAGCCUUCUAACAUUCUUUUGGACAGAGAGUGGGAAGCUCAUGUGAGUGAUUUUGGGACUGCUCGAAUACUUGGUCUUCAUCUGCAGGAUGGUAGUACCCUCAGCUCGUCAGCAGCUUUGCAAGGCACAAUUGGUUAUAUGGCACCAGAAUUUGCCUACAUGAGGAAAGUAACGACUAAAGCGGAUGUGUUCAGCUUUGGUAUCAUAGUAAUGGAGUUUCUAACAAAAAGAAGGCCAACAGGGCUAUCAGAAGAGGAUGGCUUGCCAAUCAGUUUGCAUGAAGUAGUGGCAAAAGCCCUUGCCAAUGGAAUGGAACAGCUUGUCACUAUUGUGGACCCUAUGUUGACCAGGAAUGUUACAAAAGACCAUGUUGAAGUAUUGGCAGAGCUCUUUAAGCUAUCCUUGUGUUGCACCCUCCCUGAUCCUGAACAUCGACCCAAUAUGAAUGAAGUGUUAUCUGCCCUUGUGAAGCUUCAAACAACAAGAUAGUGCUACUACCUUGUUAAAUGAAAAACACCACCAACCAAUCCUUGGAGCUGCUUUUUAUGAAGAAGAAAACUUAAAUGCUUCCCAAUUCAUUAUUGUUGUCUUUAACAAACAGCAAAGCCUUAUUUUACUCAUCUUAGUUCUCCAAUAAUGAUGAAAUGCGCACAGUAUUUUUGUAAUGAUUAAAUGCUUUUCUUAAUAUAUGGAAAUUAUCAGCAUUUCUUCAUAACAAUGUAAUAUAGCAUUGACUGUCCAUUACUGCAUCUUGUUCUUUUUCACUCCCCCUACAUUCUUGGGUUAGAUGCAAGUAUGCUUAUCAUUUAUUAAUAACACGGUGUAAACAAUGG
Abrus precatorius (Indian licorice) is the source of this 4251-nucleotide messenger RNA. Its product is annotated as LRR receptor-like serine/threonine-protein kinase FLS2. Gene Ontology annotation, molecular function: protein binding; ATP binding; protein kinase activity. NCBI's taxonomy places the organism in Eukaryota, Viridiplantae, Streptophyta, Magnoliopsida, Fabales, Fabaceae. The coding region runs from base 416 to 3907 and encodes 1163 amino acids. Gene Ontology annotation, cellular component: plasma membrane. Gene Ontology annotation, biological process: protein phosphorylation. The transcript has 2 exons. The record is from RefSeq and is a predicted model, not a curated record.